UUCUGCCCCUUCCCGGAGGGGGGCACAGAGGAGGCCUACCCAAGUGCGGCUCCCCAGAGGGCAGCGCUGCUGCUGGCAGCCCCGCCGAGCCAGGACGGCCAGCGGCUUGGAGGGAGAGGAGGAGGCGGCCACAUCCCCGCCACGACCCGGCUGUCGCCACCCGCGACAGGGCGAGGUGAGGCAUCUGCCGCGGAGCGCGGGGGCAGGCCGCGGCCCACCCGAGGGCAGGCGAGGGCGAGGCCACCCGAGGGCGCGCCCUCCGUGGGCGGGAAGGCGGCGGGGGCCCCUCCUCCUGCCCCCGCCUCAGCCGCGGAGCGCGGUGGGGCCGGGGGCGGACAGGGAGGCUUAGCCCCGCGCCGGACGGGCUAUGAGCGGCGAGCCGUGAGCUAUGCACUCGGGGAACAGCACGGGCACGACCAGCCGGCCCGAGCCCGCCGCGGCGGAGCAGGAGGUGCCGGGCGAGCGGCCCCUCUUCAGCGCCGGCACUUACGAGCUGCUGGCGCUGCUCGUCGCCACCAUCGGCAUGCUGGGCUUGUGCAACAACUUGCUGGUGCUGGUGCUUUACUACAAGUUCAAGCGGCUCCGCACGCCCACCAACCUCUUCCUCGUCAACAUCAGCCUCAGCGACCUGCUGGUGUCCGUCUUCGGCGUCAGCCUUACCUUCAUGUCCUGCCUGAGGAGCCGCUGGGUCUGGGAUGCCGCCGGCUGCGUCUGGGACGGCUUCAGCAACAGCCUUUUCGGAAUUGUUUCAAUUAUGACUCUCACUGUUCUUGCCUAUGAACGCUACAUUCGAGUAGUCCAUGCAAAAGUGAUUGACUUCUCUUGGUCUUGGCGGGCUAUCACAUACAUCUGGCUCUACUCAUUAGCCUGGACUGGAGCACCUCUUUUGGGCUGGAACAGAUAUACACUGGAAAUUCAUGGAUUAGGCUGCUCGGUGGACUGGAAAUCAAAAGACCCCAAUGAUACCUCCUUUGUGCUCCUUUUUUUCCUUGGCUGUCUAGUAGCACCUGUUGGGAUCAUGGCCUAUUGCUAUGGCCAUAUUCUAUAUGCAGUAAGAAUGCUUCGCUGUGUGGAAGAUUUCCAGACAGUUCAAGUGAUCAAACUUCUCAAAUAUGAAAAGAAGGUGGCUAAAAUGUGUUUCUUAAUGAUCUCCACGUUCCUUAUUUGUUGGAUGCCCUAUGCGGUGGUCUCCCUCCUGGUAACAUAUGGCUAUAGCAACCUUGUAACUCCAACAGUAGCUGUCAUUCCAUCAUUCUUUGCCAAAUCAAGCACUGCUUAUAAUCCAGUCAUCUAUAUCUUCAUGAGUAGAAAGUUUCGACGAUGCCUUUUGCAACUCCUGUGCUUUCGCUUGAUGAGAUUCCAGAAGACCGUGAAAGAGACACCAGCAACAGGGAAUGACAAACCAAUACGACCAAUAGUUAUGUCUCAGAAAGCAGGGGACAGGCCAAAGAAGAAAGUGACUUUCAGCUCUUCCUCUAUCAUUUUUAUUAUCACCAGCGAUGACACUCAGGAAAUAGAUGACAACAGUAAACACAAUGGAACAAAAGUAAAUGUCAUCCAAGUCAAGCCACUAUAGGGCUGAGCUAAAGAGACGUGAGAAUGAGAUGGACUUCAGCCAGUAGACUGCUUAGGUUAGAGACUGGUUUUAGUGGCAGUGUCUGUGGGCUGCCAAAGGAAACCACAUUCUUAAGCUGUGAAAUACUGAAGGGAUUCUGCAUCUGAAGCUCUGCAGGUAGUUUGGUUUUGGUCACAGUACUGAAAUCUCUGCAUCCGUGCCAAAAUUGCUGGUGGAUGUCUUUACCUUGGAUUUCCUUAAAGCAUAUUGUAGGAUUGUCAUUCAGGAGAACUUGAUCAGGCUGGAGGAAUGUGUUGACAGAAAUGUUAUAAAGUUCAGCAAGGGCAAGUGCAAAGUCCCAUUCUUGGGAAGGAAGAAUGAUGCUGCAGCACAGCAGGCUGGACCUGGCUGCCUGGGACACAGCUCUGUGGAAAAGGAUGUGGAGUCCUGUUGCUCAGUGAGCAGGACAUGAGCCUGCAGUGUGCCCUGGCAGUAAGGAAGGGCACCAGCAUUCCAGGCUGUACUGACAGGAUCAGAGCCAGUGGUCUGAAGGGAUUAUGCCCUCAGCUCAGCACACAUUAGACCACAUCUAGAUACUACAUGCAGUUUUGGGACCCCAGUGAGAGAUGGGGAGGUUGUCAAUGAGAUGCAGCCAGGCCCUUCAGGGCAAUUCAUAGUGAAAGAUCACGGGCAAUGAGUAUGAACUGAAACAAGAGAGAUUUGGAUGGGAUAUAAGGAGAAGCUUUUUCACCCUGAGUACAGUCAAGCAGUGGAACAAGUCAGAUGAGAGAUUUCCUGAGGUUCCUUUCAGCUUCAGUUAUCCUGUGAUCCCUGAACUGCCAACAUUCCCAGCUCUCAGAGUUAUCAGGGAAGGAGGAAUGUUUGAAGUUGGCUGCAGUUUAGUUGGUCUGAAUUGCUACUUUGCAGGGUCAGGGCUGGUAAAAGUGAUGUAAAUGAUGACUGGGGUUACGGUUAAACCAGAAGCCUCCAGAAAGCUGUCCCUGUGUACUCAGCAAAACAUUUUCUUGGUGCUACCUGGUAGGACCCCUGAGCUACAUAGUGAAGAAAAUCAUGUAAAUCAAAGCACCAGUGAAAAAAGGUCAGUGAAAAGGGAGAAUCAGAAUUUUUCUUUUUUUAUAUGUGCUUUCUGCAUCUUUAUGUGGCAUCCAUUUAUUCUUUACAUGGAUGAAGAGUGUCUUCCUAUAACAAUCCUGAACCUUCUCUGGCACUGGUGAACGUAGUGAUUAGAGAAGAGCAGGGUAACUUUUGCCCGAGUUGUAGUGUGAGUAAUGAUUGUCUUACUUCCAGCUCAGUAAACAGAACAGAUACAGAUUUUUAUAUCCCCCAACACACACACACACACACAUACUUUGUAAGCCUUGCUGGUACAAAAUAGCAACAGGAUUGUGCCCCAGACAUGGCUUGCUGUCAGCAUUUGGUGAGUAAGUUAGAGAACUGAUUUUGAAUUGUGGAAAGUAGUUCUCUACCACAUCCAUUGCACCAGUGUUAACUUCUCUGCCUCAGUCUGCUAAAUGGGCAGUGUGGAUCUGCUAGAUGCAGAUUGUCCAUCUUUGUGAAAGCUGUAAGAAAAACAAUUAAGAAACUACUGGGGACAAAUCUUCUGUGAGGUAUAAAAGGAACAUGUAACUGUUGCCACUGUAGCCAUUGGCCCUGCAGUCAAGAUUAAAAAUUGAAAAGUAAAUAGAAACAGGGUCUAAAUGUAGAAACUUUGAGCUAGUCCCUAGGAGUAGGGAGUGACCUCAUCUCAGAACAAGUGACUGACUUUGUCCUUGUGCCUGUGUUUUUAAAGAGGCAAAUUCCUUAUACGUGCACCUCUAGAGCUUUAGCACUGGUAAACUGGCUGUGUGUCGUGUUUAAAAGUGCAUCUGGAGUCUGCUCUGGUGUCUAGAUUAAAUCAUAUAAUCUCAGAGAAAACAGACAAUACUUGUUGUUGUUUCUUUCAUAUUUUUUAUUUUUGUUUUGCUACAAAUGCAUAGGUAAGUUGUCUUACCAUGUCAAUGAUCUGCCCUUACUAAAGCAUGUUCAUUACAACAUCAAGAACUAAGUUUUCAGCCAGUGAUCACUACUACAUCUAUGCACGUUUAUAUUUACAAAAGGAGAAAGAUGUAAAUUAGCAUUCCAUGUAAUGAGUCUAUCCUUUUAACAAAACAUUUGGCAUUUUAGUAUUUUCUGUGUAUUGAGCCUUCAAUGAGUGAUUAAAUGUACCUUAUUUAUA
Messenger RNA from Falco peregrinus (peregrine falcon), 3791 nucleotides. RefSeq names its product opsin 3 (gene OPN3). Lineage: Eukaryota; Metazoa; Chordata; Aves; Falconiformes; Falconidae. Gene Ontology annotation, cellular component: photoreceptor outer segment; membrane. Gene Ontology annotation, biological process: G protein-coupled receptor signaling pathway; visual perception. Bases 389 to 1576 code for a protein of 395 amino acids. The record is from RefSeq and is a predicted model, not a curated record. Gene Ontology annotation, molecular function: G protein-coupled receptor activity. The transcript is spliced from 4 exons.